Molecule: messenger RNA, 917 nt
Organism: Haliotis rubra (blacklip abalone)
Lineage: Eukaryota; Metazoa; Mollusca; Gastropoda; Lepetellida; Haliotidae
Product: aplysianin-A-like
Exons: 6
Coding region: 27-917 (296 amino acids)
Biological process (GO): amino acid catabolic process
Molecular function (GO): L-amino-acid oxidase activity; polyamine oxidase activity
Source: RefSeq, a predicted model, not a curated record
AAGGGUCAGCAUCCACCACAGUCACCAUGGGGACAGACGAAGUUCCAUCUGACGCCGACUGUCUCGAUGUGGCUGUGAUUGGCGGUGGCAUCGGGGGCGCCUACACAGGCUGGAGACUGAGGGACAGGGGCCUCUCUAUCUCUGUGUUCGAAUACUCGGACCGAGUCGGGGGGAGACUCUUCACAACUGACUUUCCUGCAGCUCCAGGGACGUACCUUGAUUUCGGUGGGAUGAGGUUUAAGUCUGGAGCUCAUCCAACGCUUAACACAACGGCAACAGAGAUUGGACUGAACAUAAUCCCCUUUGAACUUGGAUUUGGGAACCCGGAUGAGACAGUAUGGUAUAGUCGAGGAAUGCGCAUGCGCAUCAACGACCUGCAGACCAAUAACGUUCCUUACCAACUCAAGGACAAUGAAAAGAAGGACCCUGACACAUUGUUGUGGAAUAUUUUCAACGACAACGUCAACUUCAGCAGCAACACAUACCCCAGUCUAGAUGAACUGUACUCCCUGACCACUUCAGAUGGAACGCCGCUACACAAAGUGUCACUUGACAACUUCCUUGGGUCUGCAGCAAGCCGUGAAGCUUACAACUAUAUAUCCGACCUGAGCGGAUGGGAAAUGGCUGUCGGGAGAAUGGCAGCGCCCCACAGUGCCAAAGUCUUUAUUCCUUUCCCUGGGAAUACAGGUCCAAGUGAAGGAUACAAGACAAUAGAGGGAGGGAUGCAGAAGGUGCCACACACUCUCAUGAAGAAAUUCUUGGAGGCUAGCACGAGCCACAAGCUCCACCUGAACCACCAGCUGCUGAAGAUCGAGAAGAGGCAGUCUGGAGGUUACAACCUCAGAUUCAGAAAGACUCAGACAACAGACGGAAUCACGACUCAAACACAAGUGGGCGGACGGGUGACAAAGACGUGA